CGCGGCGCGUUCAAGAGCAGUGAGGAAAUGACACCGGUUGCUGCACGAGUGUCUGCCAUCACAGUGACGAGCAAAGUGUGGGACGAGUGUUUGAAAGUGCGUCGCUUACCGCAUCUUUGCCAGCCUCGCCUGUCGCCGUCAACACCGUGCAGACUUUUUUGGCGACCGGUGAGAAAAACGAGUUGAUAGUCUUCUGUCCAAUCAUUUGGAUCGUGGGGGUUUGACUUUCUUCAAAUGAAUACAAAUAUGGACUAUCAAAAGAAGCUCGUAGUGUUGAGUCCACCCGCCUAUUACGCGCCAAAUCUAGAACGGAAGCAGUAAUAUGCUAAUGAGCUGUGCGGCGUUCAAUGCCUUCCGUUGUUUGCAGGCAGCGUAGCGUUAUAUUCAUCAUCAUUUUAGCUUCACCGUCCAUAUAACCGGCGACAAAGUGAGUGGCUGUCAUUUUGACCUGCGCUCUAGUUUUCCCUGUUUAUUGCGAGAUGGGCUAUAAGUAGAAGAGGCUGGCAAAUGUAAGAGUGGGAACCGAGGGAGGCGUUUAAUAACUAGAUAGAUGCCAAACAUACAGAAGAAUUCGUUAAAGAACGGACUCCUACGCUCCAAAAUAAAGAUCACUUGGAUUAACAAUGGAUUUCUUCAAGUCUUCGCCAUCUUUUCGUGUCAAGUUUGAUGAAGAGAAUGUGAUCCAAAACAAAUAAUGGUGAUCUCCGAUAGUGAUGUGAAGAACCACAGCCAUGGAGCGCUCACUGGGCCAACAUUCUUCUGAUGCUGAUGAUGGUAGCUCAAAGGCCAUCAAACUGGACAGUAACGAGUGGGAGACACAGCAGGCGGAGGAGGAUCCUGCAGAGUUCUCGAGCCCGAUUCCCUGGCAGAAGAUAGAGGCGGAAGGACUCGAUUGUGACUAUGCGCUGCUGUUCUCCAAGGAGGAAGCAGAGCAGCUGUUCACAAAGCUUGAAGAGGAAGUUGUAUACGCGACAGGGGAAGAAUCCAAGGUCCAUGUGUUUGGGAAGCUCUGCAACAUUCCCAGGAAGCAGGCCACAUAUGGAGAUGCUGGGCUGAAGUACACCUACUCCGGAGUGGCGCGUCUGGCCUGCGCCUGGACCCCGACUUUGGAAUACAUCCGGGAUAAAGUCACCAAAGCAACAGGACAGAUAUUUAAUUUUGUCUUGGUGAACAGGUACAAAGACGGUCAGGACCACAUGGGGGAGCAUCGCGAUGAUGAGAAAGAGCUGGACCCUCUCUGUCCCAUCGCCUCAGUCUCUUUCGGAGCAGCUCGGGAUUUUAUCUUCCGACACAGGGACGCUCGAGGGAAGCACAGCUGCCGGCAGAUAGACCCGGUCAAGCUGGAGCUGGCCCCGGGCAGCCUGCUGCUCAUGAACGCUCCCACUAACACGCUCUGGUACCACAGUCUGCCUGUACGCAAGAGGGUUCUACAACCUCGUGUCAACCUGACCUUUCGGCGCAUUCUGCCCGACCGCAAAAAACUCUGAUGUUCAAGGAAUGUUCCCUGUGAGGACACGUUGAAGCCCGAAACACAAUGUGCUGAAAAAGAAAAGCGUGCUGAAGUUGAAACUCCCUGCUGGACUGGUAAAGGUUUGCCUUAUAUAUUUACACUAAGAAUGCAUUAAUGAUGACAUUUUUAAAAUAAAG
Synchiropus splendidus (mandarinfish) is the source of this 1647-nucleotide messenger RNA. It is a transcript of the gene alkbh2, whose product is annotated as alkB homolog 2, alpha-ketoglutarate dependent dioxygenase. The transcript is spliced from 4 exons. Lineage: Eukaryota; Metazoa; Chordata; Actinopteri; Syngnathiformes; Callionymidae. Gene Ontology annotation, biological process: DNA repair. Bases 732 to 1487 code for a protein of 251 amino acids. The record is from RefSeq and is a predicted model, not a curated record.